GGGAUCUCGGUGAUCGAGAAUGAAAAAGAGCACUUCAGUCGCUGGAGAGAAUUCCUUCUGCUCUGUUCCAUCCCGUCCUUCCUGGCUUUGUUCGGGCUUCUCUUCAUGCCGGAAUCUCCGAGGUAUUUGCUGGAAGCUGGUCGUGAGGUCGAAGCCAUGCUGGUCUAUCAGAGAAUCUACAAAUCGAAUCACUCUAAUCACCCUGAGGCCAGAUAUACUCUAAGCGAAUUAGAGCUCCCGACAACAAACAACCCGGCUCACAGGAAACAGUCCCGAUCCGGAAGCAAGUCACUGCCUGUUCCGGUCGGACGAAAUGCCGGGAUAAUGAGUGAUUUCGCUCACAGCAUCGAAAACUUUUGGAGCUCGUUCAUGCAGUUGUUUGCUGGGCCGACGCGCGAAAUCACUCUGGUUCUUCUAGUUGUCUGGUUCACGGAAUCUUUUGGGUUCUAUGGAUUAUCCCUUUGGUUUCCCGAAUACCUAAAGGCGUUGAAGAUGGACGAGUACGACUCGAAUGUGAAGUUGGUCGUGGGCGAAACGUACGUGAAACAGGUAUUCAAUGGGACCCUGGACAACGUCAAAUUUGUCAAUUCCACAUUCACUGAUGUCACAUUCCACGGAAUCGUUUUGAAUCAUGUCGAGUUCACGGGGUGUUUACUGAAUCGCUGCGAGUUCAGCGACGUGGUUUCCUCGCGAACAUUCUUCAAAAAUUCCACGCUGAUCCAGAAUCACUUUGCCGACACCGACAUGUAUCCCUACAGGGCUACUGGUUACGGCUUCCUGAGUGCAGUCUGCCGAAUUGCCGGAAUACUCGGAAGCUUGACUUUUGGCAACUACAUUGGCGUGAGCAGAGCGAUUCCGAUGCUAACAACAGCUGCUGUGCUUCUCAUUGGAGCCAUAGCAUCGAUUCGAAUCCCGGAGACAAAAGACAUUUUGCUUUGA
This is a messenger RNA of Notodromas monacha, 939 nucleotides long. The record is from the annotation of a GenBank genome assembly. Lineage: Eukaryota; Metazoa; Arthropoda; Ostracoda; Podocopida; Cyprididae.